Molecule: messenger RNA, 1912 nt
Organism: Dermacentor andersoni
Lineage: Eukaryota; Metazoa; Arthropoda; Arachnida; Ixodida; Ixodidae
Source: RefSeq, a predicted model, not a curated record
AGGAACUUGAAGUACAAUUAUCCUUCAACAACUUUUGAAUUUAGCACUCUAACAUUUCCCUUUGUUUAUUUCCAUCAUAUACACUACGGCACUGGCUUGAAUGGCGUCGCACACUACAUGAGCUUAGGAGCAGGGAAACUGAGCAACCCACCAUCCCAGGAAGCUGAAAGUGGUGGUGAGGAGAACUUAGCAAAUCCUGGAGGAAGAGUAAAUGUGGAGGACUAUGAAAUGGCUGCUCUGCCUACAUUUGGGAGAGAAAGGCUGCUGGGCAUCGCCAAGAAACAAUGGCAUGAGAUUAAGCGCCUCCGAGUCAACGUACGCAAUUUAGAACGAGGGUUGGCCUCAAACCUUGUCAUGGAUGAGACCUAUCUGCUCGACUUGCUUCAGCGCAACCUUGAUGGCCCGCUACUCGAUCGCGUGGUUGAAAUAAUUGUUGGAGAUGUUGAUGAUGACAAUUGCCCUGUGGCUGUAGACACAUGAGAUGUACAGUUUCUGAUGGUUUAUUCUUAACGGGACCCUGAACCACUUUUUAUCAAUGUGGAGCAAUUCAUUAGAAAUUGAGAUAGGCUAUAUCAGAAAUACUUUGCCGCAAAAAGUACUUCAGUGCGUUCAGCAGAAGCAGAGUUAUUGGCAAUCAAACAUAUCCCUCGCAGUGCUUCUGCUCCUUCUUCAAUGCCUUACACUGCGAAGGCUACGGCGGAGCAGGGCGUGCCCACAUUGCUCCGCGUACUGAACGUCACCGUGCUGUGUAGUUCAAAUUUGACUUUGGAUGUUCACGUAGACAGCACUACUUCCAAUUUUGGUGUAAGCCUGAGCAAGCCGCAGUGCACUUGGCCAGCGGACUUGUCGUAGCACCCCGUGGUGGCUGCAGUAUCUACGAUACGUAGCAGACUGCAUAUACAUGCAACUAUAGUGUGUACGCACAGUGUUUUCUUUGUGCACGACAGGGUUUGAGUGCUAGCUCGCACUCGUAUGCUCCAGUCUAACUGUGCUACAUUGUGUGGACUGGCUCUGUCCUGCACCACCUUGACCAAUGGAUAGUAGCCGCAUCCCACUUACUCAUUUUGAAGCACUAUCAAUAGCUCAAUACGAAGCGAAAAUCUGCCAAGGCGUCAAGCAGCCAGGAGUGAGUGCAUGCUGGCAAGCAUAUGUGAGGUCUGACUUUAAAUUUCGCAUGGUUCGAGGCUUGUUGAGUAUUCAAAACUAGUCAAAAUUAGCGAACCGCGAUGGCUACGACACCGAUAAGCAGGGUGGUAAAAGUUUAAUUCUUAUGCGGGUGGCCAUGGCUGAGUGUGAGCAGAUGGUAGUCGGCUUCUUCUGGAAGUACUUUUAAACUUUGUCGAUAAAUAUACACAGUAACAGUGGGAAGAAGCACACUGACCCGAACACCCUUCUUGAUUGAUGUCAGCUAUUGGCCAAUAGCAACCGUGUACGGGAAUCUGCUAUAGUAUUACGAAAUAAAGCAUCCAGAAAAGAGUGAGGAGCAGGCUUCUGUUGAACAGAGAGUGUGUGAAAGAAAGGUGACUUAGCACUCCACUUGCAAGCUCCAUGCACUGCACAUGACUGCAAAACUUGGCUGAAAUGUUCACAGCAGCAUACGCUAUCCGCGAAUUAUGUUUUUUUUACCAUUUCGGCGGGGUGGUUCAGUUUUGAUAAAGAGUUCUGGCUCUAAUAAGCUUGUAUGUGGUAAAACUUGAAGGCAGAAUUUAUCCUUGUCAUUUUGAGAUCGUAUGCCCUGCCAUCCACAGCUGCUGUUGUAAUGCAUUCUGCCUUUCCCAUGAUCAUUUGAUGUAAAAGUCCACUGAACUAGUUGUACAGUUUGUGAGAUAGCUUUCUUGUGCUACCCAAAUCUGACCUGUUGGGUUUCUGCAAUUAUCUGUGAAAUUGCAAUAAAGGUUGUUUUAAGUGCACA